AGGUAUGGUACCUCUGAACUGAUGUUAUCAAAAGAGAUUUGAAAAUUACCGUUGAAAUGAAAAAAAUACGCGCUGUUAAAUUGAAAACUACGUUUAUUAGUCGCAGUGGUAAGCGUUGCGUAUAUGUACCCGUAAACUCCGUUAACUCCGCAAAGAAAUCAACAGAAAAGCGCUUUGAACAAACAAGUCAAGCAUCGUCCAUUACUCGGGAAGUGUCGAUCGACGAACCGUCCGCGUGCAACUUAACUCUUCACCAGAAACGACAGGUUUUUACCUAUAACAACUGGAAGAGGGUUAGAGAUUCAAUCUUCAAUGCAUUCAUUGAUGAAUCGCAUCUUCCUAGGGAUGCAACUUGUAUUGAAUGCAAUAAGGAGGCAGCUACAAUACGAUGUCAAGAUUGUGGCACAAGACAGUUCUUUUGUGAACAAUGUGCAGAAAAUCUGCACUCAAAACGAAACCAUUUCCACAUUCUGGAAGUUUGGCAGGAUGAAAUGUUUUCACCUUUGUACGCUGAUCAUGGCGUCGUCGGCUACGGGCAUAAUUGCUCAACAAAAGUUCUUCAAAACUUCACACUAGUAGAUAGUUCUGGAAGACAACAUGUCAAACGUGUGGAGGUAUGCGAAUGUGAACCAAUUGCCGUUUCUCUAGUUAGAUGUAAUUUCUGGCCCGGUUCACCAGUCAAACCAACUACUGCAUUCCACAUCUCAUUGAUGAAUUUGCUGGAAAAGUUAUUUUUACAAUGCCAAGUGUCCUUAUAUGACUUUGGUGAAGUUCUCAACCUUCUACAGCCUCAACUUGGAAAAACAGUGAGUACAUCCUUGUAUGGAACUCUUAAUUCAGGCAGUUUUGAAGAAUUCAGGCAGUUCAAGUACCAUAUGCAGUACUUACAUAACUUUUGUCCUGGGUUGAAUAAUGGUACUCAAUGUGAAUUAUGUCCAAAGGAUAAAGGCGUAAUGAUUGAAAGUCUGGAUGCCUGUAUGGGGCUUGCUAGAAAAAAGAAGAAGGGUGGAGGACUAGUGGAACCUCGUCAUGAAGAGCUAAUGUUCAGUGAUCAAACAGAUGUCGACAAUUUUGUGGAUAAUUAUGGAAAAGAAGGGAUUAAAAUCGAAGAAAACUGCAAUCGAUUUCAUGCUGGUGAAGUCCUGUCAUCUCUUAGGUCUAAAGGAAAAAACCAACUGUUUGAUGAGAAGGGUGUAUUCGGUAGAGUAUGCCGGCAUGACUUCCCAAAGGGUUUUGUGAAUCUCAAGUAUGGAGAGAGGAUUUCAUAUUCAAUAUAUGAAAUAAACAAAUUAAAGGAGAGUUUGAAAGAUAAACCUGGAGUUAAACUUAUCAUCAUGUAUGAUAUUGCUUGUAUUUUAUCAUCUCAUUUAAAGUGCUCCAACCAAGAAGAUCUGAUUAAUAACAUAGACUUGGCUAUCCCUAUAUUCCACUGUUAUGGGCAUAAAGCAUCUUGUCAGAUUGAAUAUAACCCAAGAAGAGUUACAGGAAUUGGACUAACUGAUGGCGAAGGAGUGGAAAGACUGUGGUCUUACCUAAGAGGAUAUUCAUCCAUGACAAAAGAGAUGUCGUCGGAGAAAAGGAUUGAUGUUCUUACUGAUGCACUGAUCUAUUAUUAAAGACUUAACAGGAGAUGCGGUACUGUGGUCAAGCCUUGUUGCUGUUUUGUUAUUGUAUUGAAUGAUAGCUCUAUAACUAUACAGGAAUAGUUCUAAAGUGUGAUUAAUCAGAUUCAACAAAAAGAUUAAUGAUAAAGUUGGGCAGGAACACUUCACUAUAAGAGACAUGUUCCUUGCUUAAACUUACUAUAGCCUUCAUAGCAGCACUUGGGAGAAGGAAUGGGUAUUCAUCUCCUAACCUCCGAGAGAGGGUACAGUAUACAGAGCAACAUGUUUAAUGCAGUUUUAAUAUUUUGUUAUAAUAUACAGUCUAACAAAGGAAGGUUACUAUGUGUAAUGUUUCAAUUUGAAUUAUAGGAAGGUCUCUCAAGGAUAAAUUAUUAAAAGCUCAAGAUCUGGCAGCUACUGUAGAAAAGGAUAUCAAAAGUAUUGAAGCCUCUAUUUCAUAUUCAUGUACUGUGGAUAUUAUCAAGAAAUGGAAAACAGAUGAAUUAACAAAUAUCAAGCCAAGAGAAAAUGUGCUGGGGCUACUUUGGGACGAAAAAUAUGUUGAAAUCCUACUAGAAUUGGAAAUGCUGAGUUCUGACUUGAGUUGUAUGGAAAUGAACCAGGAAGCAAUGCAGUUUGUUCAAAAUAAGAAAAAGAGG
Molecule: messenger RNA, 2263 nt
Organism: Exaiptasia diaphana
Lineage: Eukaryota; Metazoa; Cnidaria; Anthozoa; Actiniaria; Aiptasiidae
Exons: 13
Coding region: 57-1616 (519 amino acids)
Source: RefSeq, a predicted model, not a curated record